Messenger RNA from Blepharisma stoltei, 1068 nucleotides. The record is from the annotation of a GenBank genome assembly. Lineage: Eukaryota; Ciliophora; Heterotrichea; Heterotrichida; Blepharismidae.
AUGCUUGAUAUUCGGGUUGGAGGCAGAUACCGUAUUGGCAAAAAAAUAGGCAGCGGCUCAUUUGGAGAAAUUUACCUCGGAGUAGACAUCCAGACAAAUGAAGAAGUCGCGAUAAAACUUGAAAAAAUUGAGUCAAGGCACGCUCAGCUGAUAUACGAAAGUAAGCUCAUAAGACUUCUCCAAGGUGGGCCAGGUCUUCCCGGAAUUCUCUGAUAUGGCAUAGAAGGGAAUUUCAAUGCGAUGGUUAUGGAAUUAUUAGGUCCAAGCCUCGAAGACCUUUUUAAUUUUUGUAAUAGGCGAUUUACGUUGAAAACCGUUCUUAUGCUUGCUGACCAAAUGAUUUGUAGAGUAGAGUACGUGCACUCAAAAAAUUUUAUACAUAGAGAUAUUAAACCCGAUAACUUUUUAAUCGGACUUGGCAAGCGGAGCAGUUUGCUGUAUAUCAUUGAUUUUGGGCUCGCAAAAAAAUACAGAGACCCUAAAACUCAUGUACAUAUUCCUUAUAUUGAGGGGAAAAACCUCACAGGGACAGCAAGGUAUGCAUCAGUUAAUACACAUAUCGGGAUUGAGCAAUCCCGAAGAGACGAUUUAGAGUCAAUUGCUUAUGUGCUGAUGUACUUUUUAAGAGGAAGCUUGCCAUGGCAAGGAAUUUCAGCUCAUGGAAAACAGGAAAAGUAUCAGAAAAUUAAGGAGUCAAAAAUCAAUACAAGUGUAGAAAUGCUUUGCAGAGGAUUCCCUAAUGAAUUUAUGACGUAUAUUAAUUAUUGCAGAGAACUUAAGUUUGAGGAAAAGCCAGAUUAUGGGUAUCUAAGAAGGCUUUUUAAAGAUUUGUUUGUAAGAGAAGGGUACGAUUAUGAUUAUGUAUACGAUUGGACGUUAUUGAAUUACUCCAAUGCAAGACCAUUGAGAAGCAGAGCUCACCAUGAAGAAGAGAAAAAAGAAAUUAGAAAUGUAGAUGUCAGCAGGGAAGUGGUAAAUAUAAGUGACAAUGCUGAGAAUAAGCAAAUUGAAAGACAAGAUACGAAGAAAUCUGAAAAGAAAAGCAAAAAUAAAUGUGAAAUCUUUUAA